AUGUUCCAGUUGGCUGUCCUUCCACUCCUGAUCGGAUACUUAGCCACUGCACAGUCGAGGCUUGCCAUCCAGAACGGUCACUUUGUGCUCAACGGCCAGCGAGUGUUCUUAUCAGGAGGAAAUCUGCCAUGGAUAUACUACGGAUAUGACUUUGGGGACCACCAGUGGGACAAGGUGAAAAGUCAAAUUGAGAAUCAGAUUCAGAUGGUACACAAUGCUGGUGGAAACUCCAUUCGUCUGUGGGUACAUAUCCAGGCGGAGACCACACCAGUGUUUGACCACAACGGUUACGUCACGGGCCCUGACCACCAAGGCACCUUGUUGAACGACAUCAAAAACCUUCUGGACACCGCACAAAAAUAUGACGUUCUUGUCUUCCCCACUCUGUGGAACUGUGCUGUGGAUCAGGACCGAUCUCAUAGAUUGGACGGACUCAUCAGAGACCAUAGGAAACUGCAGGUUACGACUGUUCACAGCGUAGACAAAUGUUUGGACCCGACAAAACUGACAAAUUCCGGUGCUGGAUGGGCUGGGAAGAAAUACAGCUACCAAGACAUGCUCAGGUUAGAAUAUUAUAGUGCUUGUGGUACCCUUGAUUUUUAUCAGUUCCAUUCCUACGCAUUCCAAGGUCAUUUUGACGAAGUGGCUCCUUUUAAGCACCGAGCUAGCCAAUACGGCCUUCACAAGCCGAUCGUGGUUGGAGAGUUCUGGGAAAAAGAUGGCGGCGGUAUGAACAUCAACCAGCUGUUUGACUACGUCUACAACCACGGCUACGCCGGCGCCUGGUCCUGGGACCUCAUGAACCAUGGCGGGAACCAGCGGAAGGGCAUGACCCACAUCCGGGGAUACACGAACCACGGAAAAGUCGCUAUCGACAUCUAAUGUGGGUUUUUAGAGAGGGAUUGGUGAACACUAUGGUCAAAUGCCCCC
This is a messenger RNA of Aplysia californica (California sea hare), 930 nucleotides long. RefSeq names its product mannan endo-1,4-beta-mannosidase. The record is from RefSeq and is a predicted model, not a curated record. Bases 1 to 882 code for a protein of 293 amino acids. NCBI's taxonomy places the organism in Eukaryota, Metazoa, Mollusca, Gastropoda, Aplysiida, Aplysiidae. The transcript is spliced from 8 exons.